AUGACGCUUGCGUCUCCGCUGCAGCAACAACCCCUACCUGUUGGACCCCGGCGCGACAGUCACAACGGCGACGACGACGACGAGCAGGACCGGCUGGAGCGGGACCUCGGCGUCGAGGCUGACGUAUCUCGUGUGCGCGAACAGCUUGGGCCGGAUACUAUCUCUGACGACGAGGACGACCAAGACGAAGAGGAGGACUACGACGACGAGGACGACGGCGAGGAAGACGACGACGACGAGGAACCGGCGUCGGCCGCCCAGCCGCAGGCGUCCCUCUACUACGAUGCGUCGACAAUGGCCUCGCUAAACCCCCUUUCCGUGGCCGCCCUCAACCGCCUGCGCGCCUACAAGCCGCCCCCCUUCCCCCUCUGGGACGCCCUGCCCGCCCGCCGCCGCGCCGCCGUCCUCGUUCUGCUCUACGCCGACCGCGCCGGCGACCUGCGCGUCGUCGUCACCAUGCGCGCCGCCAGCCUGCGCAGCUUCUCGGGCCACGCCGCCUUGCCCGGCGGAAAGGCCGACAGCGCCCUCGAGACGCCCUACCAAAUCGCCCGCCGCGAGGCCUUUGAGGAAAUCGGCCUCCCCAUGGACGACCAGCGCAUCCCGCGCCCCUUUCGCAUCGAGCCCCUCUGCCUCCUCCCGCCCUCGCUCGCCCGCACCCACCUCGUCGUCAGGCCCUGCGUCGCCUUUCUCCACGCCGACCGCUCCCUCUUGUCCUCCGAUGCCGCCGCCGAUGACGACGACACCGCGCCGCCCCUCGUAGAAGAGUCGCUCAUCCCGCGCCUCGACGCCCGCGAGGUGGCCGCCGUCUUCAGCGCCCCCUUUUACAACUUCCUCAAGACCGCCGACCUCGCCCCACCCCCCGGCCAGGCCCUGCCCCCCGGCCACUGGUACGACGGCGCCUGGAUCGCGUGGAAGGACGUGCCCUGGCGCGUUCACAACUUUUACGUGCCCGUCAAUAACCAGCGCGUGUCCAAGCCGCGCCCGCGCCGCCGCAGCAGCGCCGCCAGCGCCCAGAGCAACCUGGCCGGCGCGGUCGACGACCAGCUGGAGCUCGAGGGCCGGUUCAAGGUCUGGGGCAUGACGGGCCGCGUCCUCGUCGACGCCGCCCGCAUCGCCUACGCUGAGGAGCCCGAGAUGGAGCACAACCAGACACUUGGCGACUCCGAUAUCAUCAUGCGCGCCGAGCGGGAGGGCGCCUUCCAAGAGACCGCGCCGCAGGACAAGGCCAACGGGAACAAGGGCUCUCCCAAAAUGUAG
Hirsutella rhossiliensis is the source of this 1257-nucleotide messenger RNA. RefSeq names its product NUDIX domain-containing protein. NCBI's taxonomy places the organism in Eukaryota, Fungi, Ascomycota, Sordariomycetes, Hypocreales, Ophiocordycipitaceae. Gene Ontology annotation, molecular function: coenzyme A diphosphatase activity; acetyl-CoA hydrolase activity. The coding region runs from base 1 to 1257 and encodes 418 amino acids. Gene Ontology annotation, biological process: coenzyme A catabolic process. The record is from RefSeq and is a predicted model, not a curated record. The transcript is spliced from 3 exons.